AUGAGCGAUAAUAGAACUAAUUUAGCUGCCAUUGCUUACUAAAACAUGUAACCAUUAUCCAAUUCUCCAAUGCCCAUGCCCUCAAUUUAAGCUCCAUCAUAAACUUACAAGCUUUCACCCCUACAUUAGAAAUCUCACUCUUAAAAGAUCUCUUUUAUCUAAAAUGAAUAUUUUGGAAAAAUUGGGUGGGGUGUAAAAAGUCCAAAUCUUAAUUCAUCUCCACUAAGAGUCGUUAUUGAUGAUUAGCCACACAAGCAAUUUUUUGAUAGAGAGAGAAAUAAUAUGUUCACAAAAGUGCAGGGAGUGUUCUCAAACCACGUGGACAAAAAGCUUGGAAUAAGUUUGGAGGCGUUCCACAAUCUAGACAUGCGAAGUCUGAGAAUCUUAAUAAAAUAAAAAGUCUGGCAACAAUAAAAUAAAAUGAAGCAUGUAUUUUUGAACAAGAGUCAGAGCAGAUCUCAGACUACUGGAGGCAAAUUGACUUAUGACGACGGUAAAAAGGGCACAUUUAAUUAUGCAAGUUCCAACUAUGCCAAUGGCUCUAUAAUAAGGACUCCAAAUGCUCAAGACAAAGCUGACAUCAACAAUGAUCUAGUAUCGCCUAAUAUGAUGAGUUCCUUUUUAGACAAAAGUUUAAAUUACCCCAAUAAUACGAGAGCAUCAAUCAAAGAAGUAAAUGCUGAUUAGGAGAAUGAUUCCUAUCUAUUAUCUUCACCCCUAGGUCAUUUGCCAAAAAACACAUCAAUCAACACAAAGUAUCGGAUGCAUUCAGUAGAUUAAGUUAACUAAUUGAACUUUGAAAAUGAGUCUGAGAUUAAUCAAAGCAAGGUAAAGUGCCCCAAACUUAUGAAAAUGAUAGAUUCUUAAUCAAAGAAACUUCAGGAGAUGAAAACCCAAAGCUUAAAGAAGAAGAAAUUCUAUGAUAACUAGCAUCGCUAAGUCCUUCACAGAUCUAAUAACGUAUCAAUCGAUUAUUAUGACUCAAAGCCAACUUAAUAUACUUAACAAUUCGUCAGUUUCUCUAAAACCUAAGAGAGCCAUAAUCCUCUACCUUCACUAAAAAAUAACAAUAGCAUCAAUCAUAGCAACGCAAAUAGCAAUAGCAUUCAAUAUAGAUCUAAGUAGGUCAAUAAAAGUGGUGAUCCAAGUGUAGAUUUUAGGAUACAACAGCAGAGAUAAAUUCCACAUUAAAUGAUAAAUAGCAUGGUUAGUAAUCCAUAUAAUCAAGUGAGUGCCACUCAAGAUACUAAAAGUUUGAAGAAAAUUUUGCAUGAAACAUCAAAUCAGAACUCUUAAGCCACGAAUAUAAGUCAUUCAUUCCUAAACAACUCAACUUAGAGAGAUAUGUAUGAGAUCUCUAGAGUAUCAUCAAAGGUUAAUCAUUUUGGGUCACUUCAUGAAAUUCAAGAUGAAGAAAUGGAAGGCUUUUAAAGUUGA
Messenger RNA from Stylonychia lemnae, 1437 nucleotides. Lineage: Eukaryota; Ciliophora; Spirotrichea; Sporadotrichida; Oxytrichidae. The record is from the annotation of a GenBank genome assembly.